Colletotrichum scovillei is the source of this 2424-nucleotide messenger RNA. RefSeq lists its product as uncharacterized. The coding region runs from base 494 to 2227 and encodes 577 amino acids. The transcript has 4 exons. Lineage: Eukaryota; Fungi; Ascomycota; Sordariomycetes; Glomerellales; Glomerellaceae. The record is from RefSeq and is a predicted model, not a curated record.
ACCCACCUUGCUGUCUUCUACUAUUGCGCUCUUGGUGACCUUUCAGUUCUUUCCAAGGAUACCCAAACUUUGGGGGCUUCUGUUACUUGUAAUCUUUCUAUCAUUAAGCUCAUCCUUUCCACUUUUCAUGAAUUCCACCCAUUUCACCCAUUUCAUCCUUUUCACUCAUUCACUCGUUCCAGCCCUCGUAACCUUUCUAAUCGUUUCAUAGCCCUUGAGUCUACCACCUACAGGUUUAGGUCUACCACACCUUCCACCCGCCUGCCUAACGUUCAGGCAAGGCAACUAGGCAUCAUCGAGGAGUGAGCAAUAGUCAUAAGCCCCACAUCCGUGUUGUCCUAGCUAUGUAUAUAAUUAGAUAGGUUUCCCCCAGUGACACGGGAGGGGAUCGCAGCUGUUGGAUGGUAUCCCAGCUUGCCCAGCUUGAGUUCGAUACUUCCAAAGGAUUUCACUGUUCAAUGCUUUUCUCCACUGUGAUCAAGCGAGUUCUUUGAUGGUCAUCAUGGCGUCUUCCGUCAAUCCGACAUCCAUUCCACCCAUCUCUACCCUGCGGCAAAAGCUCGGAUAUGGCGACUCUCAUUCAGCAAAUUACCAGUCAAUAUCGUUCUAUGAAAGCGUCCGGGCUUUCCGCAAGACCUUUGUAACCAGCCAGGGAUACGAGGGCAGUGCGAUGCACGAGUGGAGGUCUCCAGAGCACCAAAGUGCUCUUGAGGAGAUGGUCCAAGCAUUUCUCGACUGUGACGGCAACGGAACUCGACUAUGGCCGAACGAACCUGUCCAAGACAGUUUAAAUAAGCUCAAGUAUUCCGUCCAUGGCACGAGGAUUAAGCGCAUUCUGAAGCAGCUCUUUUGGCGAAUGAACCUGCAGCAGCACCGCAACGAAAAAUACAGGAAGAACAAGGGGAAGACGGGCAACAUCCACAUACGCACAUUUGAUGGGAGAGGUAGUCACGAGGAUCCCAUCGAUGUAGAUGAGAUUAAGGAGUCACUAGAGAGCUAUAGUGCGCUUAGAAUGCUUGGUACCUCAAGCUUGACCCAAAUCGAUAUGACGGCCGCUCGUUCGAAGAGUUUCGACCUUUCUGAAAUCGAUUCUACCUCAGAAGAGGCUCAAGAACUCUUACAAUUGCAAAGAGAGGUUGUCACAGACCCCCAGCACGAACUCGAAGGUCAUGGCCACGGAGUCGAGAACACCUCCAACCAGAAUCCCUUCGCUGGCCCUACGGUAGAUCCCCAAUUUGCGCCCUACGCCGAAAUGAACCCUUCCGAACCUCCUACAAAGCGCCCGAGGGUUGACAGCAUAGAUUCUUCCCAUCAGACUUCGAGGGAGAAGCGAUACAACACUCCAGUCGGUCCCAGAGGAAGCCGGACCUCGUCGCGCAAGCGACAGGAACCUCAACGCGAUGGGUUCGCGACAGGUCAGCGACUGUCUGAAGCCUUGCAGGCUAUGGAAGACGAGUGUUCUCUGGAGAGAGACACCGGCGCCAAGUCAUUUGAAGCCAACCUAGAAGUACCUGAUGGCUCUUUCACCGGUGUUCAAGAGGAAUCGGAACUCUACAUCCGUGAAAACAGUGCGGAGAAUGUCACAGAUAGGGAAACUUCUGCUGAUGCCUUCGCUGAUGAAAUGAUCACUCAACUACAUGCCGAAACUGAUAUGCAUUCACUUCAGCAAGAAGAGGUUUUCACCAGCACCGAAACCUCGGCGCCAGCUGACACCUCACGUCAAAUGAGCCCUGCUGUGGAACGCAAGAAGACAGUCUCUUUCCUGGCCGACAUGAGACGUUCAGAGACUAUGGCUGUAGAGCCGAACGAAAGCAUUGACUCACCACAGACCACGCCAUUGCGUCAAGCACGAGUCAAGUUUGUGUACCGCAUAAUCACCCGCUACCCGACUCGGCGGAGCUGUAUCUGGAAGCCCAGAGGAAGCUUCCGGACCAAGACGCUGGCCGAACUAGAAGAUGAGCUUCCCUUGCAGUUUGAGCGAUCCGAGCUCAAGUGCCUGCUCAUUCGACUGGAAGCUCGAGAUACUCAUGCUGAUCAGAUAGUUUCCUGUGGAAGAGAAGACGAGUUCGAUGCUCUCAAGCGACAUCUCGUAGAUUUUAUUCGGUGUUGUAUUGCAGAAUCGCUCCCUGAUGAGGAGGUCUCUAUCUUUAUCGACAUUGAGCCGUUGCCUACUUUGGAUUCGACGGAGAAAUCCUCGGAAAUGGAGUUGAUUACGUUUGAAUGGUGACGAAUCUCGAUUUGGGCUGGAAUUUGUUGCGUUGCUGUUUCUUAUUUCCUUUGAUUGAUACAACUUCCGAGGAAUGAUAGUAUUUCAAGGGCAUGAUAGCGCUAAAUGUAUUUGCGCCCAGGCAUUUUUUGAGGGUCGGACAUAUGAGAACCAUGUGAUUGGCUUAGGGAGCUCGUCCGCUUCCUCUGAAGGAAGGC